AUGGGCCCUCCACCUCCGCCGAUGCCUGGUAUGGGACCUCCGCCGCCGCCGAUGCCUGGUAUGGGACCUCCGCCGCCGCCAAUGCCUGGCAUGGGACCUCCGCCGCCACCAAUGUCGGGAAUGGGACUGCCUCCGCCGCCACCUCCUAUGGGAGGUCCUCCGCCACCUCCGAUGGCUGGUGUCGGUCCACCACCUCCGCCGCAGGCACCGAUGCCAUUUCCGACACCGCCUCCAGGCGGUUGGAACGAUGCGCAGAGGGCAAGCUUAAGAAAACCUCCAAUUAAUCCUCCGGUUCCAAUGAAACCGCUGUAUUGGACAAGAAUUAUAACUUCGAAACCUGCUCCGGUCGCAGCCACAGAGAUUAAAAAGGAAGAUUUAUGGCAGGAUUUGGAGGAGGCAAACAUUAGUAAUUUGCAAAAAUUUAUGAAUUUAUUUUCGCGACAAGUUGUGACUAAGAAAGCGCCAGUUAAAAAAGUUGAAAAACCAAAGAAAAAUGUUGCCGUCAAGAUUUUGGAUAGCAAAAGGUCUCAAAAUGUUGGUAUAUUGGCACAUAGUUUGCAUGUCGAUUUUGCUGAAAUUGAAAACGCAGUUUAUAAUUUUGAUACAUCUGUAGUUAAUUUGGAAGCUCUGCAGCAAAUUUACGAAGCGAGAGCUACUCCUGAGGAAUUGUCUAUGAUUAAAGAGCAUGUUUCAAAUAAUAAAGAAGAACCUUUAGAUAAACCUGAACAAUUUCUGUAUGAUUUAUCAGAAAUCCAAUGUUUUGCGGAAAGAAUUUCAUGUUUUAUGUUUCAAGUCGAGUUCGAAGAUAGUGUUGCAACAUUAUCCAAUACGCUCUCCAAUUUAAAAAGUUUAUGCGAGAUAAUGCUUAAUGGAAAGGAAUUGAAACAAGUAUUUGGCAUAAUAUUAAAAUUAGGGAAUGUUAUGAAUGGCGGUAAUAGAACGAGGGGGCAAGCUGAUGGAUUCGGAUUGGAAAUUUUGGCCAAACUUAAGGAUGUAAAAUCAAAAGACAAUCAAAUAACGUUGUUACAUUUUAUUGUGGAAACAUAUAUGGACGAAUCCAAAGAAGAGGCGUGGAAUGUGGCCCUGCCAAUUCCAAAUACAUGGGACGUAAGCAGGGCAGCUGAAGUAGAUUUUGAAAACUUAGCUAAAGUUAUAGAUCAACUUAAAGUUAAAUUAGAUGCUUGUACCAAGAGAACACAGAAAGUAUUAGACAAUUCAUCGCCGGAAAAUAUACAACCAUUUAAAGAUAAAAUGGAAAGCUUUAUUCAAAACGCGAAUGAAACUAUAAACAACGAAAGAACUUCCAUGCAAGACAUAAAAAAUAAAUUUAUAAAAACAAUGUGCUUUUUUUCCUUCAAACCAAAGACGGGGCCGCUGGAAAGCUGUCCCACCAACGAAUUUUUUUCACUGUGGAUUCCAUUUUGUAAAGAUUUUGAGCAAAUUUGGAAAAAAGAACAGCAGAAACGAUUAAAAUUAAAAAUGGCAAUAGAACAGCGUGCAAAGACUACAAAGAGACCGGACGCAAUUCCAAAGUUGCCGAACGGCCGAAAAGCUAGAAUUGAACGAAUGUUCCCAAAUAGAAAAUAAUGUGAUAUUUUUAUUUAUUAUAUAGGUAAAUAUAUAAGUACUUAAGUUAAUUUUAUAGUCGCUUGUUAGAAAUUUCUUUUACCUGAUUAUUUAAGAAUAACUGUUAUAAUUUAUAUAAAUAUAUAGUGUCACAGAAGUUAUAU
Messenger RNA from Ctenocephalides felis (cat flea), 1730 nucleotides. It is a transcript of the gene capu, whose product is annotated as formin-2. The coding region runs from base 1 to 1587 and encodes 528 amino acids. Gene Ontology annotation, molecular function: actin filament binding. Lineage: Eukaryota; Metazoa; Arthropoda; Insecta; Siphonaptera; Pulicidae. Gene Ontology annotation, cellular component: cytoskeleton; cytoplasm. The transcript has 8 exons. The record is from RefSeq and is a predicted model, not a curated record. Gene Ontology annotation, biological process: actin filament network formation; cortical actin cytoskeleton organization.